ACAGCAAACAUCUCUAUGUGACACUCCAGCAAACACACAGCAGGCAUUUCAAAUCCACUCAGGGACACCAUGACUGCAGCAUAAUGUCGGCAGAGGUUGGAAUCCACAAGUUCUCCUUUCCCUUCUCUUGUGCUGCACGCCUUUCCAAGCAAGACGAGGAGAGCCAGGUGGGAUGCAUACAGGUGAAGGCCCUGGAGCUUCGUGAUCUUGAGGAAAAUCCCAUUUUAAGCCAGUCUAGCGCCGUUACACUGGUAGGGGCUUUGGAGGGCCAUGAGAAUCCCAAAGCUCCCGCUGAGGGCGAUGUGGCCACCACCCAAGUUUUGGUUAGCCCCGAGGCCUCCCAAAGCGCCGUGCUCUCUCGCCGCAGCGUCUUUGAGAAACUAGCAGCGGAGGCAGAGGACCAGCGCCCGGUGGCGAAAAGACAGCUGUCCUCUGAGAGUGCGGCCAGGAACAUCACAGUGGUGAAGAAGAGCGCGGUGAGGGCUGAAGCAGAGGAACAAAGACACCAGCAAACCAAGGCCUCCAUGGCAGUAGGGAGGAGGAGGCGUCGAAAAGAUCUCUUUGCUAGCUCAGAGCUCUUUCACAGGCUUGACUCGCAUGUCAUCAGAGCUGGGGCAGAGCUGAAGGAAAAGCGUGUGCAUGAUGUGGCAACGAUCGUACAGAGCAUCACAAAGGUCUCCAGGACUGAGCUGGAGAAAGUCCGCGCCAUCUGGGUUUGGCUCUGCCACAACAUCGAGUAUGAUGUCAGCGGCUUCCUCGGCCACUCAGAGAGGAUGACCUCCCCGGAGGAAGUGAUAGCGACCGGCCGAGGUGUUUGCUGUGGCUACUCCAGCCUCUGCACAGACAUGUGCAGGCUGGUGGGCAUUGAAUGCCAAGAGGUGGCGGGGCACAGUAAGGGCAUAGGUUACCGCCAGGGCCAAAGCUUCAAGAAUGUGAAAUCGGAUCACCUGUGGAAUGCUGUGCUCUUGGGAGGACAGUGGUUCCUAAUGGACGCUUGCUGGGGAGCUGGACAAGUCAACAUGAAACAAGAGAGCUUCGUCAAAAGGUUCGAUGAUUUCUAUUUCCUGACGGACCCAGAGGAAUUCAUCGAGUCACACUUCCCCGACGAGGAGAAAUGGCAGCUUCUGGAGUCACCUAUCACCCUGGAAGAGUUUGAGAGGAGGGUGUUCAAGACUUCAUCCUUCUUCUCCAUGGGGCUGAGGCUGAUGCAACCUCAUCACUGUCACAUGGUCACUGACGAUGGCGAGGCAAACGUCUCCAUUGGCUUCUCCAGGCCUGUGACCUUUACCUAUGAGAUGAAGCAAGACCAGGACUUCCUGCAUUGCGGUGCUUCAGAGCAGCAGGAGAGCAGCCACUGCUCCUCCGGUCUCCUGAAAGUCUCCCACCGCAGCAUGAAUCUGCAGCUGCUGCCGCCUGCGAGUGGCAUUUACGACCUGAAGAUAUUCGCUAGGCCAGAAACUGCUACUACUCCCCUGGGUUGGGUAUGCUCCUUCACAGUGGAGUGUCCAGAACCCAGGGCCAUGGAGGACAUCCCGGAGAACCCCUACCUGUCAUGGGGCCUGCUACCCAAUGCAGCAUCUCUGGGAGUGGCAGGCUGCAGUCAGGACAGUCAGGUGGCCGAGGUGGAGGAAGGCCGCUUUGAGUUGGUUUUGAAGACGUCGAGGCCUCUUAUGGUGCUUUGUGAACUGGUCCACCCACAUCUGCAUGCCGCUGUUACCAAGCGCUGCCUGGCAACUCAGAUUCAACCGGACCUCCUGACCUGCCACGUCCUGUGCCCCUCACGUGGCUUUUACCGGCUGUCCGUGUUCGUGAGGGACUAUGAGAAAACAGAUGUCAAGUUCCAGACGGCCGCAAACAUCCUGUUGCACUGUAAGGGAAAAGUGAUCAGUCAGGAUGACCUGUUCCCUCCUAACCUGAGCUCGGCAUGUGGGCCGGGGACGCGUACGUCAGAAAUGGGUCUCUCCAAAUUCAGCCACACGACGCCUGUGGUGAGCACGCCUCAAGGCAAGUGUAACAUCACCUUCCACAACCAGCGAGACCUGGAGCUCCACCCUGUGAUCAGCAGAGCAGACAACAAAGCAGCAGCUUUCCCACUCACACGCCACCUUUUCUGCACGUACACAGACAGCAAGGUGACGGUGAGCGUCAGCCUGCCAGACACGGGGAUGUAUCGCCUGGGUCUGUACGCCAGGACCAGCUCCAGUGGAGAUUUCGACCCCAUGUGUGACUUUGUACUGAGGAACAGCUGCGAUCAAGCGGGGCUUCCUUUCCCCUGCGUCUACGCUGCCUGGAGGAAAGGCUGCGUGCUCUUUGAGCCCCGUGUCGGUCUACUGGAGUCUGCCACCUGGGUGCGCUUCCGGGUGAGGAUCCCGGGAGCCCAGAGGGUGUGCGUGGUGGGAGAAGGGCGGACGGAUCUGAAACUGAACAAGAGCCGGGUCUGGGAAGGCGAGGUAUUUAGCGGGGAAGGUGUCCCACAGCUGAAGCUGGCCGCAUCCUCGGGGGACUCCAGCGACUUGUCUGUUUUUAUGACCUUUGACAUCAAACCGGUGCAGGGAGGAGUGUGAAAUGGAUCAGACCUGGCGGAUAGCUUUCUGGAAAUAGCUCAUGCAUGCUAACGAUAUGAGCAAUUGUCAGAUAGAUGUGCAAAGACUGCGAGCUCUCUCCUUUUAGUUUUAGUAGCGUAGAUGUCAGAAUGAAGCCGUUCGUUUUAUUUUAAAGCUUGAGGCUUUCUUUUUUUUGAAAGGCAAAAUUCAGGACGAAACAUGUUUUCACUGGUGCUCAGCUGUGGUGCUCAACAAAGAACUGUGCUUUAUACAAUAACACAUUAAAAACUUAUUGGACAUUUGAAUCCCGUUUUUUCAGCAUGUAUCCAAUUUCUACUUUAACUUAAGUAAUGUUACUGCAUCUUUUGUUAGUUAGUAUGACAUUAUGGGGAGUUUAAUAAGACUUAAACAAGUUAGCUAAAUCGAGACCAAGGAAGAAACUCAAUAAAAUCUUAAUUACGAUCCAACAUUUUGGCUUGUUUUUAUGAGAGUAAAUCUAGUCAAGAGACAUUACUAUAGGAAGUAAACUUGGCAAGCAACAGUUCAUGAAAUAUGAACUCCGACAUGUACUGUGACGUUGUAAAGCAGAGAAUGAUCCACCCCACCUUUUUCUUCCAAGUGUAAUGAGGCAUAACAGCAUGCAGCAUAUCAUUUAUUGUCUUCCUGAUAGAAAGCAUUCGCACAUCAAACAUACACUGUUCCUACACCUUGGCAACUUUGUGAAUAGCCGCAAAACUAGCAACUUCCUCUGUUUUUUUGGCGAGACCAUUGUGUCUUGCAUACUAUCAAGCACCGUUGAAAUAGUGUUGCAGUCCGGGGACGCACGAGUGCUAAAGGAGCUGCGAUUCAUUGAGGUGAAACAUAAAUGCCAAAAUGUACUGUGACGUUGUGAAGCAGAAACUGGCCCACAUGGCAGUUUUCCAACAUGCUAAGAAGCCCAAACUCACAUCCAAGAUGACGAGUGGCUUGCUGACGAAACUGAAGGUGAUGGAGUGACUUGACAUCAUGACCAACCAAACACACAACAGGACCCUCAAGUUUGCUAAGUGAAAAAAUUUAAUUGUCUUCAGCUGCUAUGUUGUCCACAAAGGCUUGUGUCCACUCUGCUCAGUGUGAGGGACGAGUGUUUAUGUGCGGCUGUCACAGAGCUCUGAAAAUAGCCUCACAGCGCAAGCACAAUAGAGGGGGGAGGAAAAAAAUCAAAAAUAUAUAUUUGAAGUGAGAGGGCCGGUGAGUUUUUUUUUAAGUGUGCUGAGUGUGUCAGGUUGGGGCGGGGGUACUGUGUGUGUGUUCUUGCCUUAAGUCGCUGGGGAGAAACAGGCAUCUUAGUGGGGUGGCAGAAGGGAGGUGAGGAAAUGCUGAUGUCAGAGGUUAGCCAUGUGGAGGGCUGUAUCUGCCUGGCAACAAUACAAGGACACACACUUUUCCUUUCUUGUAAACACAGCAUGAGGAAAUGGAAGUCUAAAACCUCGCCAUGUGGAGCCGCAUUUAUCACAUUGUCAGCACUUUUUCAGCUGCCCUCGCUCUUUAAACUCCGGCCUGAUGCUGCCGCCGGUCCCAGGGUUCGGUCUCUGAGCGACGGCGGUAAAGCGGCUCGCUGGGAAGAGGAAAACAGUUCAGACACCUUCACAGAAGACAAGUAUCAAUAUUUAAUGAGUCACAUGGUGCAGAAAGUACACAAUGAGAUUAUCAUAUAUGUAUAUUAAAAAAAGCAUCAGUCACAGGAAAAAAACAGAAGUUACAGCAGCUUUUGUGCAAAAUACAAUUUGACGCCCUCCAAGACAAAAUGUGGGAGUCAGUUUGGCACCUUUGAAAUAAGAGAGGCCUCUCUUUGUUCACAAUACAAUAAGUUCCUUUUUAUUUAAUUAUAAGCCCUUUGUUUAGAUUUUUAUUAUCCAAAUCUAAUUGUGGCGGCAUGACAUCAAAAUCCAUCACAAUUUGAUUUGGGAGACAAAUAAAAGCUUCCUCCUUCUUGCAAGUGCCCAACCUGGUGCUUCAGACAAAACAUAUAAGCCAGUUUCAUCACCCCACCCUCACGUUGGGCAGGUCAGAUAUGCAAACUCUCGCUGGACAAAAUAAACCCAAAUUAUUCCUUGCACUGACCGUCCCCGAGGCCUGAGAAAUACAUUUGGACGUUUAAAAGUGAGUGUUCAUAUCCGUUUCUUCUAUAAGUGAUUACAUUCCACAUUGAUGGCCAAUAGAAACAAUUCCUCCAUACACAGUUUGAUGCUAUAACCCGUCACUCCCCUUCAACUUACACCAAACUUUGUUUUUGUCCUAUAACUUCAGCUACAAAACAAGAAGACACCAAGGUGCUGGUCUGCCAGAGAGCUGUGUAGAACUAAACGUACAAAAAGAGGCUUGUGGAGGGCACUUUGGGGACCCCGCAAGUGCAAAGUGGGGUAUUAGAAAAGUCAGUUUGGGGUAAGACUCAAUAGAAAAUUGGGUCCCAAACUAGAUCAUUUUAGUUAAGAUUUUCACUUUCAAUCCUGUCCAGAGAUGAGCACUUCUUCAUGUUAUUAGUCCAUGUUGAAGCCCCAAUUAUUAAGUAUAUUGGAAUGAUCUGCGUACAGUAGGACCUCAAAAUCCCAAAUCUCUGAGGUAGUAGAAUUUGACCGCAUUUUCAGAAAAAUUCCACCUCUAAAAUCACACAAGACUCAGAGUAGUUCGUACCGCCGCCAUGUGCGACGUCAGCGUACCUGACGAGGCUCGCUUUCAGCCAGCAAUGAUCAACUCUUUGGUUUUUAGGGUCUUUUUGGGACACUUCUUCAGACAAAAGGAACAAUAUAGUUGCUGUCACUUGUUAUAAACGUUAAAAUGGACUGCUUUAUUGUCUUUAAUGCGUUUGCUUUUAUAAAUAAAUCGGAAAUUGGGUGGUGUCGCUGAACGUUUGACCUUAAAGUAGGAGUGUCGAAACAUGCAGAAAAAUAAUCACACUUUUAUAUUAUUAAUGUUCAAAAAUAUAUUUUCAUUUUACAAGAAUUCGAGGGCCCAAAAAAGAGCUGUGGGCCAACAACUGCCCCUGGGCCGCACUGUGCACACCCCAGCCUUAGAAGGUACACUAUGUUGUAUGUACAGAAUGCUGGCCCCUAUUGAU
Dunckerocampus dactyliophorus (ringed pipefish) is the source of this 5640-nucleotide messenger RNA. It is a transcript of the gene ky, whose product is annotated as kyphoscoliosis peptidase. The transcript has 7 exons. The coding region runs from base 84 to 2564 and encodes 826 amino acids. The record is from RefSeq and is a predicted model, not a curated record. Lineage: Eukaryota; Metazoa; Chordata; Actinopteri; Syngnathiformes; Syngnathidae.